Synchiropus splendidus (mandarinfish) is the source of this 1288-nucleotide messenger RNA. RefSeq names its product aquaporin-1-like. The transcript has 5 exons. The record is from RefSeq and is a predicted model, not a curated record. Gene Ontology annotation, molecular function: carbon dioxide transmembrane transporter activity; glycerol transmembrane transporter activity; ammonium channel activity. Lineage: Eukaryota; Metazoa; Chordata; Actinopteri; Syngnathiformes; Callionymidae. The coding region runs from base 242 to 1018 and encodes 258 amino acids. Gene Ontology annotation, biological process: hyperosmotic response; renal water transport; carbon dioxide transmembrane transport. Gene Ontology annotation, cellular component: membrane.
CUUCAUUAAGGAAGCCUCCCAGAUAUGAAAGAGCGCCUCCACGCUCAGAACUAUAAAGGUGUCCUGCCUCCGUCCUGGACCACCACCACGCAGCCCAGGAAAGGUUUUCAUAAAUGUCUCAUCGAAAAGUUCUCAGGCCCUGCCCCCUGAGCACCGCGGGCCCCGGGCCUAUAUAUUGCGCCUGCCGCUGCAGCUAGUGUGUCCACACUUGUCCUGACUACAGAGCAGCAGCCCAGCCACCAUGAGGGAGAUCAAGAGCAAGAAGUUCUGGAGGGCCGUGCUGGCCGAGCUGGUGGGCACCACCCUCUUCAUCUUCCUCAGCAUCACCGCCGCCAUCGGGCAGCCCAGCGAGGCGCAGGAGGUGAAGGUGUCGCUGGCCUUCGGCCUGGCCGUGGCCACGCUGGCCCAGAGCCUGGGCCACGUCAGCGGCGCCCACCUCAACCCGGCCGUCACGCUGGGCAUGCUGGCCAGCUGCCAGAUCAGCCUGCUCAAGGCCUUCCUCUACAUCCUGGCCCAGAUGCUGGGCUCGGCGCUGGCCAGCGGCAUCGUGUACGGGACGCGGCCGGAGGACAGCGACGCGCUGGGGCUCAACGCGCUGAGCGGAGUCACCCCCAGCCAAGGUGUGGGCAUCGAGCUGCUGGCCACCUUCCAGCUGGUCCUGUGUGUUAUCGCCGUCACAGAUAAGAGGCGCAGCGACGUGGGCGGCUCGGCCCCGCUGGCCAUCGGCCUCUCCGUCAGCCUGGGCCACCUGGCAGCCAUCAGCUUCACGGGCUGCGGCAUCAACCCGGCUCGCACCUUCGGCCCGGCGCUGAUUCUCAACGACUUCAAAGACCACUGGGUCUACUGGGUGGGGCCCAUGUGCGGCGGCGUGGGAGCCGCCCUCAUGUACGACUUCCUGCUCAGCCCCAAGUUCGACGACUUCCCCGAGCGCAUGAAGGUUCUGGUCACCGGCGUGACGGAGGACUACGAGCUCAACGGCGUGGACAUCACCAACAGGCUGGAGAUGAGACCCAAGUAGAGGCAGCUCUGGCCGCUCGGCCUCAAAAUGAAGCUCUUAGCGCAGGUUUCCGUCCCACUCCAGGUCUGACCUUGAACACAUGGAGGUGAAGGUUGAGAAUCUUGACGUGUCUCGCUCUCCGUAUCAGUAUUCCCGUUGAGCCAUGUUUUCCUUUUGUAUAUGACUUUGCGUGUCCUCACGUCUGACUGCUCAUGAAUGAUGUAUUUGUUGUGCACUCGAAAAUGUUUUCCACUUUUUAAAGUAAAUAAACUUCACCUUGUUACAAGUCCA